CAUUCUCAUUCAUUCUCGACGUCGUCGAUUAGAGGAGGAAGAAGAAGAAAAAAUAGGAUUUUGGUUGCCAUAGUACAAGAAGAACACAAGUAUUCAAAAUGGUAUUUAAAAGGUUUGUGGAAGUUGGAAGAGUUGUACUAGUUACUUAUGGUGAACAUCGUGGAAAGUUGGGAGUGAUUGUGGAUGUAGUCGAUCAGAAUAGGGUUUUGGUGGAUGGUCCACAAACAGGUCUCCCUAGACAUACCAUAAACUUUAAAAGUUUGGCUUUAACCCCUUUUCAAGUAAAGAUACAACACGGUAGUCGAACGGGAGUUGUAAGAAAGGCGUUGGAAGAGAAGAAGUUGAUGGAACAGUGGAAGAGUACGUUGUGGUAUAAGAAACUUUGUUCACGAGAAAAUAGACGAAAGCUUGGAGACUUUGAAAGAUUCAAGUUGAUGAUUGCUAAAAAGAAAAAGGCUGCUAUGGUCAAUGGUCAAGUGAAAAAGUUGAAAAGCCAUUCUUAAAACUCAAUACUAUAGAAUGAAAUUCGGUUGUUGAUGGAUUCCAAUAUUUCCCAUUCUAUCUAUUACUGAAUAAUAA
Galdieria sulphuraria is the source of this 579-nucleotide messenger RNA. Its product is annotated as 60S ribosomal protein L14e. NCBI's taxonomy places the organism in Eukaryota, Rhodophyta, Bangiophyceae, Galdieriales, Galdieriaceae. The coding region runs from base 99 to 503 and encodes 134 amino acids. Gene Ontology annotation, biological process: ribosomal large subunit biogenesis; translation. Gene Ontology annotation, molecular function: RNA binding; structural constituent of ribosome. The transcript is spliced from 2 exons. The record is from RefSeq and is a predicted model, not a curated record. Gene Ontology annotation, cellular component: cytosolic large ribosomal subunit; ribosome.